Aureobasidium musti is the source of this 1638-nucleotide messenger RNA. The record is from the annotation of a GenBank genome assembly. NCBI's taxonomy places the organism in Eukaryota, Fungi, Ascomycota, Dothideomycetes, Dothideales, Saccotheciaceae.
AUGUCCAGCAAUAUUCAUGAUGAUAAUAUCGCACCCGGUACUGUCAGGCUUAUUGAUGCCAAUGGCGAGCUCAACGUCAAGCACUCCGAGGGUCAUGGCGACAUUAUCCUUGUGCCAACACCAUCCGAGGAUCCAGAAGACCCACUGAACUGGACAAAGCAGCGCAAGCUGUUGCACACUGCCUGUAUGGUCAUGUAUACUGUUAUGAUGGUGUUUCCGUCCGCAGCGGUGUACUCGGUGGCAAAGCCCAUCUCUACGUCCACUGGCAUCUCCAUCACAACAAUCAACAGAGGAACCGGUGUCAUGUUCCUCUUGUAUGGCUGGUCGACGAUCCUUUGGCAAGCGAUUGCAUUGCAAUACGGAAAGCGACCGGUGUAUCUGAUCUCUGCGGCUGCAUCAGUCGUAGUCAUGGCGGUCGCACCGAUGUGUCGGACUUCUGGGACAUACCUGGCGAUCAGAAUCUUGCAGGGAUUCUUUGGAGGACCGGUCGAGAGUCUUUGUGAAAUCAGCAUGACCGACAUUUGGUUUGCUCACGAGCGUCCUCUCUAUAUCGCUCUAUACGGCGUAUCACUUGGUGCUUCUGGCAAGCUAGCCCCUGUAUUUAGUGCAUUCAUCAAUAGUGGCAUGGGUUGGGAGUGGACCUUGUGGUGGUGCGCUAUAGGCGCACAACCCAAUCGUCAUCCCUUCAAUCCACAAGCUAUAUCUGAAGGCGCUGGCGAGGCUGAGCCAUCUCGAUCCGAGAAGUUCACCGCAAAGGACGGUGUCCAAGUUAGCGAUUCCCCUCUCUCGAACGACCAAAAAUUAUCCGAAGAUCAGCAUGCUCUAGACGUGGUGGCUGCUGAGUUGGGGCAUAUCGCGUACCCACGAAAAACAUACUGGCAGAAACUGAGCGUCAUUGACAAAAAGCGACCAAAUCGCAUGCUGGAUAUCAUGUGGGCACCCUUCAAGUUCUUCAGCUUUCCUGUAGUUGUCUGGGCAGGAUUCAUGUACGGUCUACAGGGACUGGUGUAUCCAGGAAUCUUGAAUGCCACAGCCAGCGUUAUCUAUACCAAUAGCUACUACCAUUUUUCCAGCGAUGCAGUAGGCUUUGCUUACUUUGCGGCCGUUGUUGGUAUGGUCUUGGGUUCUCUUUGGGUAACGCUUGCAGGCCCAUGGCUAGUCAUCAGGCUGGCUCGUCGUAGAGGUGGUAUUUCGGAGCCCGAGGACAUCUUGUGGCUCUUUUUAGCCUCGGCCGUUGUUGUGCCAUUUGCACUGAUCCUGUGGGGAGUCGGGAGUCAGCACCAUGUACAUUGGUUCGGGCUUGUGUUUGCUCAGGCAAUUCUAGCCAUAUCUAGUACGCUUUGCUUAUCGACGGCCAUUCAGUAUGCCACGAGCGCCUACAGAGACUUGAGUGGCGAACUGAUCACGACCAUCAUCCUUAUACGGAAUACCUUGAGCUUCGCCAUCAACUAUGGCAUCAACCCAUGGAUCGACGGCAUGGGAACACAGAAUACUUUUAUCACGGCCGCAAUGAUAGCGUUUGUGCUAAACAGCACCAUGUUCGUUGUAAUCGCGUUUGGUCGCCGGCUCCGCGAACAUAGCGCAAGAAGAUAUUGGACAUAUGUUGAAAAGGCAAGAGCCAAAGGGCUAGGCCAUUAG